This is a messenger RNA of Mustela lutreola (European mink), 1556 nucleotides long. It is a transcript of the gene ZNF691, whose product is annotated as zinc finger protein 691. Gene Ontology annotation, biological process: regulation of transcription by RNA polymerase II. Gene Ontology annotation, molecular function: DNA-binding transcription factor activity, RNA polymerase II-specific; RNA polymerase II cis-regulatory region sequence-specific DNA binding. Lineage: Eukaryota; Metazoa; Chordata; Mammalia; Carnivora; Mustelidae. The record is from RefSeq and is a predicted model, not a curated record. The transcript is spliced from 2 exons. The coding region runs from base 78 to 932 and encodes 284 amino acids.
GUUCCGGCUCCGGCUCCUCCCCCGGCCCUCUGAGGCGGCGCUGUCCCUGACCGAGCGGCGGGAGCGAGGGUUCAGAAAUGGGCAGUGAGAAGGAGCAGCAUCCAGAACAGCACCUGCCUGAGGAAGGGGACUGGGGUGAGCCCUGGAGAGUGGAUGACUCGGAGGGUUUUCAGAUCCCAGAUGGGGAGAAAGAGCACAGGCAGGAGAGCCCGUCAGAGUGUCCGCAAGAGGUCCAUCCUAAAAAGCCAUGGCAGAAAGUCACUGUCCCCACCAGAGAACCCGGGGGCCCCACGGCUCACCCGAGGCCCGAGACCGACGAGAAGCCCUUCAUAUGCACCCAGUGCGGGAAAACCUUCAAUAACACCUCCAACCUGAGAACGCACCAGCGCAUCCACACUGGUGAGAAGCCUUACAAGUGCUCCGAAUGCGGCAAGAGCUUCUCGAGGAGCUCCAACCGCAUCCGCCACGAGCGGAUCCACCUGGAAGAGAAGCACUACAAAUGUCCCAAGUGCCAGGAGAGCUUCCGGCGGCGCUCGGACCUCACCACGCACCAGCAAGACCACCUGGGCAAGCGGCCGUACCGCUGCGACAUCUGCGGCAAGAGCUUCAGCCAGAGCGCCACGCUGGCUGUGCACCACCGGACCCACCUGGAGCCCGCGCCCUACAUCUGCUGCGAGUGUGGCAAGAGCUUCAGCAACAGCUCCAGCUUCGGCGUGCACCACCGCACGCACACCGGCGAGCGGCCCUAUGAGUGCACCGAGUGCGGGCGGACCUUCAGCGACAUCUCCAACUUUGGGGCCCACCAGAGGACCCACAGAGGGGAGAAACCCUACUGGUGCACGCUGUGUGGGAAACACUUCUCCCGGAGCUCGAACCUCAUCCGUCAUCAGAAAACGCACACAGGCGAGCAGGCCGCCAGAGACGCCAGCUGAAGGGUGAAAAGGGAGAGAGGCUGAGAGACGCCAGCCUAGUGUAGGAAGAUCUCCAGGAUCUGCGACUGCCCCCUCGACCUCAAGCCCCUCAUCCCACUUUGGAGAAUGGUUUCCUGUUGCCUCUGAAGCCAGGAACUGCGGGAGGUCCUGAGAAGGGACUUGAGUAAGAAGAAGCUUUGCCGCUUUCCAGUCCAGUUUCUUGCCUUGGAAAGUUUGGAGGAUCCGGUCUUGGCUUCAUCUCCUUGGGAUGAAAGAGAAGUAGGGUAGGCUUAGUACAGGCUUGUGUCAUUAGGGCAACCAUCCCCUGGCCUUUGAGGACGUACCUGUGAGGGGGCAUCACCGCCUGAAGGUGCUCCAGAUCGUAUAGGAACCACACAGGGCCUGUUAUGGUGGCUGUCAGACCCAUCUGCUGUGCCUCGCCUUUGCUGGGAGGAGCAGCCUUCCCGAUGGAAGGGGCCUCCUCGGCCUGGAGAAGAGGUCUGGUCCUGCCUUAGGAAUCAAAAGGAAGCCCUCAGGGAGCCACGAUCCAGGGACUUUCCCAGUCCCCCAUGUCUGUGACUCAUUCCCCCACCCUAACCCACGUCUGUUCCCAGAGUGAUUAGCAGUAAAACCCUUCAAUGAAAA